AAUAACAAAAACAAAUAUCUAGGAAGAAAUCCAUCUCAGUGGCACUAAACAAUACUCAUAUUGAGUGAAUUUGACAUGUCUGAAAACCAGGAUGUUACAUUUGCUGAUUUAGGGAUAUCUCCUUGGCUAAUUGACACGUUACAGGCUUUGGCUAUAUAUAAACCUACAGAUGUUCAAAAAGGAGUUAUUCCUCAAAUUUUAAAAGGUCAUGAUUGUAUCGGUGGUGCUAAAACUGGUUCCGGUAAAACAGCUGCGUUUGCUCUUCCAAUUCUCGAGAGUUGGUCGAAGGAUCCAUCCGGUAUUUAUGCUGUUGUUUUGACUCCCACAAGAGAAUUGGCUAUUCAAAUUGAUGAACAGUUUGCUGCACUCGGAUCAAACAUGAACUUAAAGCAUACCCUUAUCGUAGGUGGAAUGGAUAUGGUAGCUCAGGCAAUUGCUUUAUCACGUAGACCACAUGUAGUAGUCGCAACUCCCGGCCGUUUAGCCGAUUUAAUUCGAAGCAACGGUCCUGAAACUACGGCUGGUUUGCAAAAAGUGAAAUUCCUUGUUAUGGAUGAAGCUGAUCGAUUGCUUUCUUCUACAUUUGCCGACGAUUUAGGAGAUUGCUUCUCAAAUCUUCCACCCUCAGAAAAUCGACAAACUCUUCUAUUCACGGCUACUAUCACAGACGCAAUUCGACAACUAAAAGAGAAGCCAACAAAGGGCAAUAAGCCUCCACUUUGGCUAUAUGAAGUUGAGUCUGAUAAAAUUUCGGUUCCGUCCACGCUGCAGCAAAAUUAUGUUUUUGUCGCGUCACAUGUUCGUGAAGCGUAUUUAAUACACUUGCUUUCUAUUCCAGAAAAUGCUGAGAAAUCUGUAAUUAUAUUCGUCAAUCGCACGCACACCGCUGAGCUUAUUUAUUCAAUGCUUCGUUUAUUAGAAUUUCGAAGUACGGAAUUACAUUCCCAAAUGGCUCAACGUGAACGUAUCAAUUCUUUAGGAAGAUUUCGCGCCGAGGCUGCACGAAUCCUGGUCGCUACAGACGUUGCCAGUAGAGGUCUAGAUAUCCCAUCUGUGCAAUUAAUUAUUAAUUUCGAUUUACCUCGCGACCCUGAUGAUUAUAUUCACCGUGUUGGUCGUACAGCUCGUGCUGGAAGAUCUGGUCAAGCUAUAUCUGUUGUUACAGAACACGAUGUUGAGUUGGUUCAUGCAAUUGAAGAUCGCGUUGGAUCUACAAUGUCCGAGUAUGAACAUGCCUCUGAGAGCAAGGUUUUGGAACGUUUGAAGGAAGUGACUGACGCUAAGCGUCAAGCCUCUCUGGAGAUGAUUGAUCGCGGUUUUGGCGAGCGUAGACAAAAACAAAAAGAAAAGCAACUCAUGGCCAGUGGUCGCUUGGAUGUUGAUGACAACAGAAAUAAAAGAAAAAAAAAUAAGAGCGAUCAAAAGGUAAAAAAAAGGAAAUUUUAGAAGGAAAUUUUGGGGUACACGGAUAAUGGUGCCUGAUUGUCUAUCUAUUUUAAGGCUAAAAAGGGAUUACAUGGUUUUGCUAUUCUAAAGGAUCUAAUAAAUAAUAUUUCUGUCAACAUAAGUUAUACUUUGUUUUUCUAGAUAGGGAAUAUCAUAAAGGUAGUG
Messenger RNA from Schizosaccharomyces octosporus yFS286, 1611 nucleotides. Its product is annotated as ATP-dependent RNA helicase Dbp8. The record is from RefSeq and is a predicted model, not a curated record. The transcript has 3 exons. Lineage: Eukaryota; Fungi; Ascomycota; Schizosaccharomycetes; Schizosaccharomycetales; Schizosaccharomycetaceae. Gene Ontology annotation, molecular function: RNA helicase activity; nucleic acid binding; ATP binding. Bases 76 to 1446 code for a protein of 456 amino acids.